GUUCCGUUCAUUUGAUAUUAUUGAUUUAUUUUUUAAAAUAUUCCCUCUGAAUUUGAAUAUGGAUUCAGAUGAUGAACAAAUUACUGAUGAAAACGUUGGAAAUUCAAUUGGGGAUGAGGUGACGGGACUCCGAGCCAAACGACUAAUUGCAACGUUGAUAUGUCUGUUUGUACUUUUUAUUAUUAGUUUAAUCACAUUAGCUCUGAAUAUUUGGAUUAUUUCAACGCUACGAAUGAACUCAAAUGGUGUCCCAUUUUUGCGAUUUUAUUACAGUUUUAACGAGAAAACCAAGGAAAUGGAGAAGACAGUGGAAAUGACUGGAAACCAGUUGAAAUUUGAAAAGGUGGUUUCAAAUAAGAUAGUAGGAUUCCCGGACAAGGAUAUUACGAUUACUGCUCCACGGAUGUUGGUGACGUCACGACAAAACGAUAGCCUGUUGGUGAUGAGUGAGAAGCUGUGUAAAUUGGAAAGAGUCAACAAUUUUCAGGUUCUUUCCCCAAAAGACGGUCGUACCCUAUUCUCAGCUCGCCACCCUACAGUAACCAUUGACAAACGUAUCAAGAAACUGGCAGCUGAAAGAAUAAUAACCAAUAAAAUUCGAUCGGCAGUCGACGAGACACUCAAAAUAAACGGGGAGAAUGUUGUGCUACGUGGCAAUGAGCAAGUCCGGAUUGACGCGAGGAAUGUGAAUUUUGAGGGACUGAAGCGAAUGGUCUUCAAUAUUUCGCGAGACGGAAUACUCCAUAUGCGUGGCCGAGUACGCCUGGGCGAUGGAGCCGCAAGUCUACCAAUGUCCACAUCACCAUCCCUCUCGGCCAGUCUAGAUGGAAUGCGGCUCUGUGCGUGUGCUCAAUUCAAUCAUAAACUAUUUAUAGUACCUGCUAAUAAGCAUUGUUUCACUAGUAAUACUUUUUGUUCUUGAAUGUUUUGAGGUUGUAAAAUUAAUAAGUGCAUAUAUAAUAAAUAUUGGUUUUUU
Caenorhabditis elegans is the source of this 976-nucleotide messenger RNA. RefSeq names its product Beta-sarcoglycan (gene sgcb-1). NCBI's taxonomy places the organism in Eukaryota, Metazoa, Nematoda, Chromadorea, Rhabditida, Rhabditidae. Gene Ontology annotation, biological process: muscle organ development. Gene Ontology annotation, cellular component: sarcolemma; plasma membrane; membrane. The record is from RefSeq and is marked reviewed.